Messenger RNA from Stylophora pistillata, 16331 nucleotides. Its product is annotated as E3 ubiquitin-protein ligase rnf213-alpha. Gene Ontology annotation, molecular function: ubiquitin-protein transferase activity; ATP binding; ATP hydrolysis activity. Lineage: Eukaryota; Metazoa; Cnidaria; Anthozoa; Scleractinia; Pocilloporidae. The record is from RefSeq and is a predicted model, not a curated record.
UUCAUUUACGUCAUAUAUUCAGGAUUGGGGUCUUUGAAGCUUUCACUGAUAUUUUUUUCGCCCUUUGCACUCCUACUUCGCACUUUAAGGAAGUUCUGAGGUAGAUUGAUCGACAGCAUUCAGUAGACUGAAGACUGUGACUUAUUUGGAAAAUGAGAUCGAAAAAGUAAACUGUGGAGUGCGUUUAGAAAACGGCUCGGUCUCGGCAUGGAACAAGUAGAAAGUGGUGCGAGACACAAGAGAUUUGCCAAGCCAUUUUGCAGAAAUGUGUAUUUGAUAAGGAACAGUGAUUUUAGAGGGAUAGAUGGUCAAAGUUACAUGCCUACACAGAGUGAAUUAGCAAAUCUACGAAAGUCUCCCGACCUGUAUAAACAGAAAGUAACAUUUUAUCGGAAUAUGUCGGAAAAAAUGGUUAUGGAAAAGCUUGAGGAAACAUUUCCCUAUUUGAGUGGUAAGAGUUAUACCUGUACAGUUGGUUCUUCAAGCCCUGUCAAAUGCAUGUCGACAUCUCACGAUGAAUACGCAGGAAUUUGGGAUGGAGAGACCAUAUGGAAGAACAUACAGGGCAACUCAGCUCUAUACAUUUUGGAAGUUGAGAUGAACAGUUCGAAUGACUUGGCUGAAGCUUCUGAGCGAUUACAACAGCCGUGUUCGACAGAGGCCAUGGAAACGUCUCAACGAUUCUCUUCAAACGAAACAGCUAUAAAGGGUCUUAACCCCUGGUCUACCAACCCACAUUUAUUCCGCCGUUCUUCAGUUAAGGACUCCUCUUCACUAGUUACAGACACUAACGAAAGCAGUCCAUUUCAGAAUACCACACACCUACCUAGUCCAGAGGCCAAGUUCACUUCUGAGACUUUGGAGUUGUAUGAUAUUACAAGCUCCUCUUCAAAUAUCCUCACCACCUCAAGUCACAAUGGAAUUUCUGAAUUUGCUGAUGAAUUUCCCUUAGAAGAUCUGCCUCUAGAUGAAGAGAUUCCUGAGGUGAAGUUUGACUCAAAUGCAGAAAAGAAUUCCUUUGAGGGGCUAUGUUUUGCGUACCCUAAAAUGGCAGAUGAUGAUGACCACAUAGGAACUUCAGAAAUCAACAAUUGCGAACACUUUUAUCAAGACUGUUCGUUGAAUUCCACCGAGAUGUCUGACAGCUCAGCUGAUAAUACCAAUACGACGAGUGGUAUUUCUGGGUUUGAUCACAACCAGUCCCUAGAUGAUCUGUCACCGCAUGAAGAUGAGCGCUUUGACUUCAGAGUCACGCCGGAAAAGGUUCCCUUACAGGGUAGUGACUUGUGUCGUUUCAAAUCUGAUCGAGCGUUUCCGAGGAAUGUGCAGUUUGCCUUGGCUAUCUUCGAGCAUCUAGAAACUGUAAAUGUUAAGAGGUUUGGCGAUGACUCCCUUGUUGGAGAGAAGAUUCCACAUAUUCUAAAGAGAGCAAUGACGCCCCAAACUACCCCCAGACGAUCGACUGGUCAGAGCUUGUUACAGCUGCAGAGGAAGCACAAAAGCAGCCCAUUCUUAGCAGUGAAGAAAAGGGUAAUCAUCUUGAAAGGAAUGCCUUAGAGGACACUGGCUAUUUGGGAGACAUCGAAACCUCGUCUAACGAAUCUUGCGAGAGCGUAAGCCCCGAGUCUGAAGACAGCAUUCCUCUGGAAACUUCUAAAGAAAGUGGUCAUUACUCAGACGGGACUCCAACCACAACUGAUCCAGAUAACAAGGGCUUUGGGAGGGAUGAAGAAAUAGCAAAUGGAGUUGUGAGAGGGAGUUCUGCAGCAGUUACCAAAACACCUGAAAGGGCUGAAACAGUUGAAAGACAAGGAGAGGACAGUGCCUCUGAGCAAAAAGUGGACAACAAAGGCGAGGGACAGGAGGAGGAGGGAAGCACUUCUCAGCAUCAAUCCUCAAUACCCCCCAAACAACUGCAAGGCACAUCCGAAGCUGGAGUUACUGUAGCGUUCCAUGUUCUGGUUUCUUCAGUGUUUGAAUUCUCGGACAGAAAACUUUCCAUAAGAACAGGAGGAGUUGAGUUUGGAGAUUUUGAAUGUAGCUGUGUUGAUUUGUGUGCAGUAGACCAGCCUAACAAACGGAAAGAAAAGGAUUAUCUUCAACAUUUUCGAGGCCAGCUCACUUUGACCCCUGACCAAGCUCUCGAGGGUACUAGUUACAGUUAUGUUGUGACCACUGGAGAAAACCAGUUCUGGGAGGACUUGACCGAGUUUUUGUCAAGACGUGGAGCCACUAGCAAUAUUAGGAGGGCAUUAAAGAUUCCGAAUGAUCAUAUUCAACCGGGUGUGACAUGGAAUCAAUUUGAUGGAGUGGCGUAUUUUUACGACGAACAGUCCGAUUUAAAACUAAUGGACCAGAAAGCUGAAUAUUACACUAUGGCGUUUCAUUCUUACCUGCCAAAAUGGAAAGGCUUUCUUUUGAACGAGGCAACUGAUAUGAUGAAUGCCACAGAAGCAUUGACGAGACUGGAUAUUGUUGUGGAGUGCCUGUCAGGUGUUUGGGUACAAGAAGGUCUUAGCCAACCUAAAAAGAAGUCCACUAGUUUCAAUGAUCAAAAGGUAUUAUUUAACCUUUUGACGCCGAAACUGGAAGCCAACAUCACCAUCUUGACUAAAAGUAAAUUUGGGUCAAUGGAUCACUUGUCCGCACUGAUUUCAUCACUAGCUAUCAUUGUCGUGUUCAACAAGUACUCCAUACACCUGAAGAGAGAGAAAAGGAUCUCACUUUUGCGUUGUCUAUCCUUUGAAGCAGAGCUGCAUGGAGAACUGCAUUCUGUUUGUGAAAAGUUGUUGGCCGAAUUUAACAUUGAACUUAGGAAAACUGCCGCGAAAGCUUUGGAAAGCCUUUAUAAUAAGUGGAUAAAAUUUACCACCAAGAAGAUUGACUUAAGCUGGUUCCUGGCUGUUUUUAUGUCAACGCCUGCAAGAAACGAAGACACAAACUCAAGCGAUGGACAAAUUCUAGGAACACCUGAGACUACCAAAGCAACUCCUACAGAGUUGGUAAGCACAGGAUUUACUUCCGGAGAGAGACCUCCAGUACCUCAUCCUCGUUCAAUCGUUCAACUAGUCUCGCCAGAUGCUGGCCUUACUGUGGUAUUCCAUGUUCUUCUAGCAUCAAAUUUUAAAAUGACUGACGAGAGACUCUUUAUACGAGCAAACGGGGCUGCUUUGGGCGACUUUCAGGAGAACUGUGUCGAUAUGGUUCAAGUUGAAACCGAUAGGAGCAAAGACAACGACAAGCUUACGCUUUUUCGUGGGAAAUUCAUUUUAGAUCUUGAUCGAGCUCGCAAAGACAUUUUCUACAAAUACUUGGUGGUCAAAAAGGGAGUACUUCAUUGGGAAGAAUUACCUGAAGCUCCUUCUUCGUUCCUCUCCGAGGGCAUUUUUAACAGGGCUAUACGGAUCCCUGAAAAUGGUAUUAAAGCGGGUGCAACGUGGAAUCAAUUCGAUGGAGUAACGUACGUUUACGGAAAAAUGAGUAUGGUCUCUAAAGUAGUGGAUUACUUUUCCGGCAAGGAUAAGACGCCUGAGUUUAGAAAGAAGGCACUGCUGUGUUUCCUACCAAAAUGGAAGGGUUUUCGUUUGGACGGCACCCCUGUGAAAAUGGAUGCUACAGAAGCGGUGAAGAGUCUUUUUCAUGUCGUGGGAUGCCUUUCAAAUGUGUGGGCAGAGGAAUCUGGUAACCGUCGGAAGGGAAAUCUUACCGAUUUUAAUGUGCCAAUGGUCUUAUUGGACCAUUUGAAACCAAAGAUGAAGGAGAACGUUUCCACGUUGGCAAAAUGUCAAGUUGGAACAAGUGAUCACGUGUCUGCAGUAGUUUCAUCGCUAGCUAUCCUUCUUGUAGUAAAUAAGUAUGCUAUAGGCCUGAAAGGAGAGGAGUUGAACGCAAUGCUUAGUUGCUUAGCCCUUCAAGCGAACGCAACUGACAAAACGUGUUCCUCCUAUGAAGCAUUGCUCAAUGAGUUUGAUACCGAGCUUAGACAAUCUGCUGUUAGCGCCAUUGAAACGAUAUGUAAUCAGUCAAUGAAGCAAGUUCGGAAUUCCACUCCUGAGUGGCUACUGGCUCUGCCGCUGCUACAUUUCUUACGCGGAGACUCAAAGCCUUUUGAGGAACCUGAUAUUGGAGAACUUCCUGAGAACUCAGCUUGGUGGGGAGCUCAGAAACUAGCAAUAACAGAGUUUCAACGGUUGGAGAAACAGGAUUUUACAGAUGUGUGGCCUCGUCUUGUUGGCGCCUUUCAAGUUGAUCUUUUGUUGAAGAGAACCUUUCUCCGCGCACUCACUGUUUGGUCACUGCAAAAUUUCGUACCAACCGGACUUUUUGAAAUAUCGGACGUCUGCUUUGCUUUGAUCACGUUGUUUCCUCUUGGAAUUUUGACCAAUGAAAAGAAAAUCUGGAUCGAGCAGUGCAUUGUAUCCAUGAUCAACAUUCAAGAAAGUGGAAAAGAAAUAAUCAGUUCCAACACGAAGAUCAUGACGUUCAGAGUCUCUGCAAGUUCGAAGUUGGUCCAUGUAUGCCUGGGAACUCCUUAUUUCCGAGAGGAUAUUGAACUGAUUUGCCACGCAAUCAAGCUGCUGUUUUUAAGCAUACAACAUUGUCAACAAUCCGCAGUAGAAAGUCACACUGAGAAUCCAAACAAGCUUCAAGAAAUUGAAACCUUGAAAAAAGAGUGUCUGCAUCUUCUUUGGAAAGAGCUUAGAAGUAAGCUGCCAUCAGUACUUGAUGCCCACAUGCCCGACAACCACAAAAGUGGAGCUCUCUCAAGAGAACUUGAGGUAUGGAGUAUGUUCCUCAAAGUUACAGAUGGCACUCAAGGUUUCGAAGAGUACCGGAUGUACUUGAAGGAGCAUUUCAUGAACCGUGCCAAAAAGGUGAAGGACACCUAUCUUGUGGAAAUUUUUUGCGAGCAUAACAUGGAGGUUUAUGACAGAGGCAUCGGAGAAUCCAUUAGCAAACUUGCAUUCGAAGCUGUGGAAAGGAUAAUUGAGUCAAAGAAGGGUAAAGAUGCUCACCAUGCCUUUAUGACCUUACGCGGCUCUUCUUUGCGAGGUGAUUCACGUGCAGCCAAGUACGGGGAACUUUUGUCGGUGUUACUCGCGAAAUCCUGGCCAAAGACGCAUCGAGGGCGCAACAGGUCUGGACUGGACCUUUCGAUUGUAGAAUUUCUUCUCACUUGGAACCCAAUCGUUGAAUAUUUCCGUUUCUUUGGUGACGAGUCAGGAAGAGGAAGCAUUUUAUCGGAGGAAGGCCAGGAAACGUUGACAAAGGCUAAAUCUGUACUGACUGCAAUAGUAGAAAGCAUAUCAAAGGCCACUGUGACUGUUGAAAUCUUAUUGCUUUUACGGAAAAACAAGGAAAAGUUUUUGGAGCUCUCUAAAACAACAUUCAUUACCAACGAAGAAGCUAAUUCUGGCUCAAAGCGAGGAGUAGAAAGAAGUCUAGACGAACGAAUCGAAGAAAUAGAGGAGUACCAAGCUAUUAAAGAGAAAGUGCAGUCAUUUCUUUAUAUGUGUGACUUGAUUCAGCCAGUAAAUGUUGACAAUAUCAGGGCAAAAACAAUUAAAGACGUCUCUUGUUACCAACUAUGUCAAUUGUGCGAACGAAACGACGACAAGGAAGUUCAGUUCAAGUUCUUGGAAAUACCUCCAGCGAUGAAACAAGUAUUAACGCCGCUUCACAAAGUCCAGGAAAGUUCCAUUUUUCAGGAUCUUUGGACACAGUAUGGUAAGAAAGCCCAAAGAAUCAGAAAGAAUGGCGAGAGCAAGAUGCCUCAUCUCAGUGUCUCUGAAGUGGUUGAACAUGUUUGGAAAACAGCUUUCAGUGAGUGGAGCAAACAUUUAAGUGGCAUUGUGGAUGGAACUGUGACUCUAGGAGAUGUUGAGAAACUUUUUAAAGGUUUCAAGUCCAAGGAGAAAAAACUUGAGUGUGAGUUAAUCCGCAUGUUUCAACUGAGCCAGACCCAAACUACGACAUUAUCCGAAGAAUUGCGAGGAGUAAUUGACGAUCGAAAAGCUCAGAUUCAGCGGUACCAACAGUUUUGUCAGUACCUUGAUGCAGCUGAGACUAUCUGGCAAUUUAAGGAGGCUAUGGGCUUUACUGGGGACUUUACGGUCAUUCAAGAUUUGCGCAAUCAGUAUUCGGCAGAGUUCAAAGAGAAGCCUUUAAACAGCAUAGGGGAAAGAUUUAUGGAGGCUGGUCUGGCACUGAAGUCUGUGGAUUUCGCUAAAGAAAAGUGUUUCCGAAGUUUGGUUGACAGCAAACGUCUUGUAGAGUGGCUGCGCGCUGCUAUUAAAACAACCCAAGAACUAAAGGUUCUUGUGGACUUGGCCUUGAUCUCUGCUGGUGAAAGUGAUAUGGAAACUGACCGCAUAUCCAGUCUGCAUACCAGCUGCUUAGGCUUUGCGCCGCUGAUCUUUGACCUGAUUGAAACCCAAGAACAGAGAGUGGGCUUUGACCAACUGAUGAAGGCAUGUAAUCCUGUAUGGAAAGCAGUGGAGGCAGAUCAGUUGUUGCCCCGAAAACUGUAUGACACAAGCAGAAACCUGGACUGGUUAAAAACGGUCAAAGAGUCUCAUGGGUCUGUUGCUAUGACGUCGUUAGUACAGGCUACGACCAUCAACUCCAGCGGUGUAUAUGUUGUGGGUCACUUAGACUUCAAGAGAGGUCCGUCACCAGAACAAGGAAAACGGUUGUCGUUGAAAGAUGUGAUCCUACUGACGGUUCCUUCGAGAGAUGGAAGUGAGAGGAAGGACCAGAAGAAAACUUACUCUAUUGACGAACUUAAGGAUUUACAGAGCAAACUGAUGUUGAUUGCAGGAAAGGCUGAAAAAGGGAAGGAUGACGUGGAACAGUUUGUGAGGAAUCUGGAAGGCGUCAUGCGUUUAGCUAUUGCAUACAUAAACCUCUACGAAUCUGGGUUUGUUCAUCGCAUGGAUUGGAAUCGAGAGUUUCACUGUGAAAAUGAUUUCGUGGAGGGAAAAUCUAUCGCAAAGGAUCUGGAAGAUGAAAGCAAAUCCAUGGAAACUUGUUACUCUAACUGGAAAAAGAUGGUUAGUGAUGCAAGAGAGGAGUUUAGGGAAUUGAAUUUUUUCACAACUCAGCAGUUGAUGACACUGAGGAAGGAAAUCGCCACAGUUUGCCACAGUAGCGGCCUUGCUGUAAACAAUGUCCAAGUUCUUACCCUGCUAGAAAGCGUUCGUCCCAACUGUACUAACGAACAUUUGAAAUCAGCGAUACAACGGGCUUUCAAGGACAAAGGUCUUCUUGAUAACACUAAAGGCCCAGCUGAGCUGCCAUCAUUCUCUCCUGAUCCUCUACAAUACGAGAUGGUAACUCGUAGGUCAGUGUUUGAAAAGGCAAGUUAUUCGACAGGAAUCGGUGUGCCUCCAGUCCACGCUGCGUUUGUUAAAAAGCCAAAGCAAAAGAAAACAUCCAAGAUUCAAAGUUUCUUAAACGUUGCUGCCGAUGAGGGUUUUUCGGAACAAAUCGCAUUAGCUGCUCUUGCGAGUCUGGGUGUUGAUGCUGAAGAGGACGACUUACUGUAUUGGUGUUUAGAAGAAGCCGAUGAGGCUAUCAUUGAGGCUCUUUACGAGGAUGCAAAGCAGAACCCCGUGACUGUACGAGAAAUCUUCUCAAAAGAAGUCGAUUCUGUUGAUCCCGAGUUUCAAGCGGCGGAUCUAAGUGUAAACGAAAGCGGGUCAGACUUGUUACUCGACAUAUCACCGAAGCUCAUUGAAAAAGACCUUGCCGAUCAGAAAACGAGUAAGGACGAAGAGGCAGAGAUCAGUCAGUAUCUUACACUCACGCAGCUGGGAAACUUCCUCACGGAGCUUUCAGUAAAAGGGAAACAGGCAACACCUCGUACAUUUCCAGCAUUCUUGAAAAGAGGAAGACCCAACCUCAUGCUUGUUCCAAAAGGUGAAAUUCUUGCGACAGUCCUCACUCUGUAUAUGCAUGACAAGCAACAGCCGUUACCAAGUCAUGAAGAGGUUCUCCUUUGUAGUCCUGAAACCACUACAGAAGAGAUCGAGCUGCUGUGGAGACGAGCCAUUGGGGACAUGGAAGGUCGAUUCUACUGCCUCGUUCAUGCAGAUGUAUUGGACUUCUCUGUCAGCAAACAAGCAAUGGACAUGCUGAGGGUGGUGACGCAGGGACUUGCUGGCAAGCCUGGAGAAAAUUAUGGCCUGGUGGUCAUCUGCAGUAGCGAGAAUGAAGAUCGUGCUAACGUAGUGGCAGCUCUUGAUCAGUAUCGUGUCGCUUCCCCACCUUGUCCUUCGCCUGAAGUCCUCAAAAAAUACCUUAAGCGUCAGCUCAAGGCACCUCCUCCUCAGCACGGAUUCAUCGGAAGCAGUAAGAUUACGUGGACUGUAGCUGGAUCUUUGGAUCCAGAGAGACUUUGUGUCCGAGUUGUCUCGUCUCAUCGCGGAGGCAUGGGAAAGACUCUGUUUGUUCGUCGCUUAACAGAACAGCUGCCUGACCUUGCAAACAAUGAAAUGGUUGUAACAAAUUUGCGCAGCCAAGACUGCAACGCAUUAUUGCAUGUAACUGUACCACUCCAUGGGAAUUCCACCGACUCAUCAAUGGUUGUGGAUGCACUUCUGCCUCACACAGUGAAGGCCAAUGUGCCACUCUCCCGGAUUUUCCAUGUCGACGUAUCACCUUCAAUGAGACGUGGUUUAGAUACACUUCUUUUUAACCUUCUGGUCCUUGGCUACCUUUGUGACAAGAUGGGAAGAGUAUGGAGAAGACGAACCACAGACCUGUACGUCAUUGAGGUUACGACAGCAGCUCCCCUACCCACCGGACUCACCAAGGAAGAGGAAUAUGAAAGACAAGGGGUGGGAAAAAACCAAAGUCAAUCUGGAAGAUCCACUUUAUCAAAACGGCCUUUCUAUGAUCUGUUGCCCACUGUUCACUGUAAUACACCAAGAACUGUUCUGCGCUGCUUAGCAGAUACUCAAGAUCUAAAGGACUGCAAUCCUUUGUUUGAUGUCAAAGAAUUUCAAAACGCACCGUUUCAGAGGGUCUAUCACUAUUUUAAACUGUCGACGAAAGGAAAAAGUCUGGAUAAUUUCACAUUCCUGCCAGAAAAUGUUGAUGAUGAUCGAAAGACAUGCCUUUCGCUCCUUCUCAGUAACUGUGGUAUUCCCGAUCCUUCUUGGUCGGAGAUUCGUCAUUUCGUGAGUUUUUUGAACUCGCAGCUGAAGGAUUGGGAAAAGAGUUUGUACUGUGACAUGAAGCUGAUGAGGACUAUCCUAGCGGGACCUAAUGUGCUGAAUCUUGAAGGUUUCUGGUCGUUCGUUGUGCGCUUUAUGAUACAAAUGUCAAGGGAUUUUGCUACCCCCUCAUUGACGGACGAGAACCCUGUAUUUUACACGGAGGAUAACGUGGAACUGGAACAAAAAGAGAUCGAACAGUUUCAGCUCAGAAGAAGCUGGGAAAGCAGUCCUCAUCCAUACCUUUUCUUCAACCAAGACCACAUCACUCUGACCUUUCUUGGUUUCUUCAUAAAUUCUGCGGGUGACCUUGUUGACCCUCAAACGGGCCAGACUUUGGAGAGAGGUUUGAUGUCCAAACGUUUACGUAAUGGACUGCAAGCUCAGCGUAUCGAUUUUACAACAAACAUAGAGACGUCGAGGAAACGGGACAAGAUAAAUCAGUUAUGUUCUGUGAUGGGUGUUAACUGGUUGCACGAUCCAGACAAUACCUAUGAACUUACUACAGACAAUGUUAAGAAGAUUCUGGCCAUUCACAUGAGAUUCAGAUGCAACAUUCCCGUGAUCGUGAUGGGUGAGACAGGCUGUGGUAAGACACGCCUCAUACGAUACUUGUGCGCGUUGCAAGCCGGUCCUAAAGGACCCCGAAACAUGCUUCUAAUUAAGGUUCAUGGUGGUACAACGUACGAAGACAUUGAGCUUAAAGUUCGCCAAGCGGAAGAUAUGGCUCGCGCGAAUCAAGACAAGAAUAUUGACACGGUUCUUUUCUUUGAUGAAGCCAACACUACUGAAGCACUAACUAUGAUUAAAGAGGUUAUGGUGGACCGAAGAAUCAAUGGACGGCCCAUUGGGCAAGGCUUACAAAGGCUGCAGUUUAUUGCUGCCUGUAAUCCUUACAAAAGACACACGGAUGACAUGAUUCGCAAACUUGAGUCAGAGGGGCUUGGAUAUCACGUGAAUGCACAUGAAUCAGAAGAUCGGCUUGGUCAUAUUCCAUUGCGUCAUCUUGUGUACCGUGUACACGCCCUCCCAGGAAGCAUGCGCCCUUUGAUAUGGGAUUUUGGCCAAUUGAAACCCGAUGUUGAGAGACUGUACACCAAUCAAAUCGUCAACCGUUACAUUAUUCGUGAAAAGCAAUUACCAGGAGACUCAUUUACAGUACAGGCAGUUGCAGAAGUUCUGGCAGCUUCGCAGAAGUAUAUGAGAGCUCAAUCGGAUGAGUGUAGCUUUGUUAGUCUUCGUGAUGUUGAGAGAGCCAUGCAAGUGAUGGUCUGGUUUUAUGAACACAUGGAUACGCUCGGUAAACUGAUGGACAUGGUGUUAGCUAAGCGACGAAUGAAGGAGGGCUUGGAUGACGAUGAUGAGGCUUUAAAUCCUCUAACGCGUGCCCUGGUACUCGCCAUUGGUGUCUGCUAUCACGCUAAGCUACAGAAGCGGCGGGAAGGAUAUCGAAUAGCAGUGGCAAAGAGCUUCAAGGCGCCAUGUAUUCUUCCAGGUGGUCAGGAGCGAAUCCUACGUGAAAUUUCAAGUUGUCAAAAAGCUGUGCUAAACGAUUUGGAACUUGGCCCCAACAUAGCUCGCAACACAGCCUUGAGCGAGAAUGUGUUUAUGAUGGUGGUGUGCAUUGAGCUCAGGAUCCCACUAUUUGUGGUUGGGAAACCGGGCAGCUCAAAAUCGUUGGCCAAGACGGUUGUCGCUGAUAACAUGCAAGGCGAUGCUGCAAGAUCGCCACUAUUCAAGACCUUCAAGCAGGUUCAUAUGGCAUCAUAUCAGUGCAGUCCUCUUUCAACCCCUGAGGGUAUCAUGGCGACUUUCAAGCAGUGUAGCAAGUUACAGGAAGGAAAAAAUCUAGACAAGUUUGUUUCAGUUGUAGUCCUUGAUGAGGUUGGCCUUGCUGAGGAUUCUCCUCUCAUGCCCCUAAAAACCUUACAUCCAUUGCUCGAGGAAGGUGUCACCUCUGCUGAUGACGUUAUUGAGACUGACGAGAAACCACAGCGUGUAGCUUUUGUUGGAAUCUCAAAUUGGGCCCUGGAUCCUGCCAAAAUGAACCGUGGAAUUAUGCUGUCGCGUGGGGUGCCCGAAAAAGAUGAACUUGUAGACAGUGCAAUGGGAAUCUGUUCUACGGAUGUAGGGGUGAAAAAUCUUAUUCAACCACUCAUAUCUCCACUGGCUGAUGGAUAUGCAGAACUUUACAAGAAACAGAAGCAUUUUGCAACCUUAAAGAAAUGGGGCAAAGAAGAAUUUUUCGGUCUCCGUGACUUCUAUAGCCUAAUCAAGAUGGUGUACUCGAUCGCUGCGAAAUCUGAACAUAGACCUUGUUGGUCCGAACUAGAACAUGCUAUCAAGAGGAACUUUGGUGGCUUGAUUGAAGGAGACCCUGUGGAGAUAUUCAAACGAUACUAUCCUGAAACAGAUGAUGAUGUUGCAAAAGCCUGCACGACAAUAAGGUUAAUCGAGGCAAGUCUUGGAAGGGAAGACGUGGCUGACCGAACUAAUUUCAGUGAGAACCGUUACCUCCUGAUAUUGACUGAAAACUAUGCUGCGCUACCCAUCGUACAACAGCUUCUUUUGAAGAGGUCAGAAGAUGCUGUUGUGAUCUUUGGAAGCAGUUUUCCAAAUGACCAGGAAUACACUCAGAUUUGCCGCAACAUCAAUCGUAUCAAGGUCUGUAUGGAAACAGGAAGAACCGUGAUCUUGUUGAACCUUGAGAGUCUUUACGAGAGUCUUUACGAUGCCUUAAAUCAGUACUAUGUGUACUUUGGAGGGCAGAAGUAUGUGGAUCUUGGGCUUGGUACUCACCGUGUAAAGUGUCGGGUUCAUGACGAUUUCAAGUUGAUAGUGAUUGCCGAAAAGGACGUGGUGUACAACAAAUUUCCUAUACCGCUGAUCAACCGUUUAGAGAAACACUUCCUUGUCACCUUAACAAGUUUAACUCCUGAACAGGGAGAUGUAGUACAGGAAAUGAAUCUCUGGGCUUGUAAGUUUUCUGAGGUUUCGAGAGAGAGUGGAUGUAACAGGGAUUUCUCCAUCGGGGACGCUUUCGUUGGAUUCCACGAUGACACAAUCCCCUCCAUUGUGAUGCAAGUCUGCAAUGAAAAUAAAAGAGAGGAAAAUUUAUCAGCCAGUGAUCGCACAGAGGAUACAAAGGAAACGAAACUGAUGUCCAAGGUACUUCGAAGAUGUCAGAUGAUGCUUCUGGAGAUGGCUACACCUGAUGCAAUUGCUCGUCUUCCAUACACUGCUCUGGAAAGUGAAGCUCGUUCCAUCUGGAAUGUCUACUUUAAAGAGCAACAACAUUCAAGUCUGGCAGCGUUCAUGUCGCAUGUGCUUACCUUGAAUGAUAAUCAUCAAGGUGAAAGGCGUCAGGAAGGGCUCUCGAUUCAGGUAACUACCCAUUCACGUCUGCUCUCCAACAAAGAUUUGGAUGAAAUAAGUAAUCAAACUGAUUUUAGACGUUCGAAUGUGGUUUUAAUGACACUGCAACAAUUCCAAACGGAGCAGCAGUUUAGAGCUUCGGUCAGGGAUUUUUUUAAGCGUUUGGGCGGAAAAUGUCCUUGCAUUCUAGUGGUUCAGUGUGAUUCGGGUGAUGAAAAUUUCAACCUGAUUGCUGGUGCAAGGCACAUUCUGCUAGAGGAACGAACAAAUGCACCUGAAAUACUCGAUUUGCCUUCGGUGCAAGCUGUCCACAUUUUGCUGGUCAUACAGCUACCAAGAAUUGCUGGUGGAUGUCAUAACUUUGUCGGUUUCCAGGGUGGGAAAUGGAUGUCUGCUCACAUUGAUGAACUUCGUCCACCUGGUGGGCACACUCCUUCCAUCGAGCAACUCACCGAUCGUCCUAUCAGUGAGCUUUGUGGCUUGGGAAGUGGAGUAGCAAUGGCAGUGGAGCUCCUACGUAACUGUGUACAGGCGGCUGCUUGUAGAAUUGAUAGCGAAACGGAAUCAGCCGAACGGUCAACUCAUAGGAUUGAGCUGCUUUUGGAUUUACUACCUGAUGACUAUCAAACACAGAGAGAUGAGGAGUCAUUUGCAAGCGUAUUAGUACAAAGGACAUACUACCUCUUAAUGGAAAAAGAGGCUACUGCAUACGAUGCACAGAUAUGGCUUCACUCAGAAGCUCUCUCUGGAACAGGGGUGCAAGAGUGGGGCACCUUUAGAAAGGCCCUUUUGCAAAGAAUGUAUUCAGUGGUGGUGCCCAUUUUGGCUGAGAUCAUCGCAUUUGCAGACAGGGACAUGAACUUGGACUUGGUAAAGAGUGACAAUAGUUGGGUUUCAAAGCUGUGGUUGAAGAUUUUAGCUGACCCUACCUUUUCAGAACUGAGUUACAGCGAAAUGAUAUCACCUGCUACUAAUUCUGUGCGGGAACGUGUUCAAGUCAUUGGCUCUGGAGCUGAGGGUCACAAGUUCUGUAGCCGGUUUCCAUUUUCGUUCCUUAUAAAGGAACGCGUGGAGAACAUGGUUAAAGAGGCAUCUAGCACCUCAGCUUUACCCGGUUCUAGUACCACCCUGUUGGUCGCAUUACGUGAUAUGAUCGACAAUUCGCAACUGGGACUUCUCUUCAAGGAAUUACGCCAUGAAGACUCCGUUGCUUCGCAAUACCUGAUGGAUUUCGUACACAUGGUGCACAAACCUUCAAACGAUAAUGAAUACGAGCUUGUGUACGAAGCGAUUCUUUCGUCUGCGAGAGAACUUGGUAUCCUGGAUGAUGAAGAUGAUAACGAGUCGAUUGACAUAGCUCUCGUUCAUGUCGCACACAGUAGAGUUCAACACCGUUUAAAGUAUUUUGAUACAAUUGUCAAAAUGAAUCCAAGUCUUAUCCCGCGACUACGUGAAGUACUUCAAGGAAGUGAGCCAGAAGUGCUUUUGGAUGUGGUAGCAUUGCAAAUUUGUCUUGAAGCGAUCGAGCCAUCACGAGAAAUGUUGCUUUUUCCGGACACAAGACAAAUUUGGUGUGACAGAGUUUUGUCUAUGAGACCAGCGGUGGAAGACAUGAUAAGGAAAGAGAGGUUCGGACCUGUCACGGAGAAAUGUUCAAACUAUGGAGAGAGAUCGACAGUACUGCUUGAUCGCUGCAGGUCCAUGUGGCAGCGAAUCGGAGCCGUCAGACUCUUUAUAGAGCACGUGACUUUGUUCGCUGAGGAAGAUGAAAAAGCCAACUCCGAGAAUGUAACUAUUUUGUGGAAGGCUUUGGGGGAUGAAACAGACUUUUCUUCGCUGAGAUCACUGCAGGCCUUGGAAAAAUUCUUAGUUAACUACAGUGAAGACGUUAGGCAGAGGACCAAUGAAAAGGCGGCAACCGAGUUACGCCGCCGAUGUAAUGCCUUUUUCAUGGAGCUGGUGUCAAUAUUCUGUUUUGGUGACUCGGUGUCAAAGGACCUUGAACAGGAAGCUAUCACUCUACUUAUGCAUUAUGUCGUCGGUCAUCAAUCAUCUCAGACAAAGGAUUUCUCUCCAUUCCCUGAUCAUGCUAUUGACCCCACUCCUGUGGUGUGUUCAUUUCUUCUCCAGUUGUUAUUACGUUCAAGAACAGAGCUGGUGAAAAAUCAUUUAGGAGACUUCUUGAAAGGGGCUAAGAACUUAAAACGAGAACCUUCGCAUAUCAAGGAAGUCUCCCUUUUGUAUGUUCAGUGCAGGGAGGACUUAUUUGUGAGCCAGUAUCAAGCCAAGUUUGCAGACAGGAGGUUGACAUUAAAACUCAAACAUGCCACAGAGAAUUGCGAAGGGACAGUCACAGCUCUUACGCACAUUGACGAGGAUUCUGCUGAGAUGAGCGCUCGUUCUCUGGAGGGAGUUGCUAAGGGACGUUUCGUCUUAUCAUUGGUUGUAGAGCUCCUUUACAAGUUAUUUAUUGAGGGAGACAGUAGCUACAGAGACGAAAAAGUUAAAAGAGAAGUAACAAAGUUAUUAGUGUCUGCAAGGAAGCUUUGCUUGGAAAUGUCGAGUUCCACACCGCAGCUCUACCUACUUAAACAGCUUGUCAGGCGGUAUGGCUUGGACUGUGUUCGGACUUUGGGUCAAUUUAAGGAACUAGAAUGGAUUCUACCCUCAGAGACUCGACAGCAGGAGGAUGUGAUCCUAGACAGGUUUCUUGUUCAUGGAGACCAUUACCGUGCUGUCCGUGAGGGAUUGGCCAAAACUGUCAUCAGUGGGAACAUCCAAGACAUUGUCUCUGUCAUUACGGAAGCUGGAUCACAAGUUGUCUACAACAAUGUACCUCUUCUCCUCGCGAUGUACCGUGAACUAACAAUGGAAAAUGUUUCACCAGUUCAGACACAGAAUUUGUCCCAGGAGGUGAGGAAAAAGCUUGAUGAUUUUAUAACAAAUGGAGGACACUUUUCUGAAACGGCCCAACCUUUCGCCAAAGAACUUCUUGCGAACCGUCAAGGAGGACAUCUCUGGGAACUUCAAAUCUACAAUGGUAAAAGCCCACAGGAGCAGACCUUGGCUGAAAUUGUGAUCCACACAGCGGUAGCCUUACAGUGCGUUGGUUCAGGAUCCUUGGCUCAACCUCUCUUCGCCCUUAUGUCGGAUCCAUCGACCAUGAACAAUUCGUUUCUACCAACAAUGCCUGAGGAUAACUAUCUCGAGUGCAUUAAUGUCAUAGCUGAAACUAUGAAGGGAACAGGUUGGGUCGGAGAGUGGUAUGAGUGCAGCAAUCUCAACUGCAGACAUCCGUAUUUUAUUGGGGAGUGCUCGAAACCAAUGGAGAAGAGCACUUGUCCUGGAUGUGGAAGGGUCUUAGGAGGGGAGCAGCUCACGUUUUCAGAAGUAUCUAAAGUUUCUAACAGGAAAGACAGGACGAAGACUGGUCACGCCCUCGGAGUACCCGGUUCUAGACCUACUCACGCUGAGCCGCAGAGAGACAUGCCACCGGUAGUGUGCAGUCUCUUGAGGACUUUAAUGCAAUCGGCUAUGGUCAUGGGAGCCUCCAAAUAUCCCCAGGAAAUCGCACAGCUGAUCACACCUCCAUGCCCGUCUCAGUGUGAGGGGCAAUUCUUAUGGCAGCACUUACAGAGAGACCUUGAUGUCCUCGGUAGAGCACUGGGGCGCAGUGUUGACGACGCAGCUCUUACUGUUCAUUUAGCAUUACAGAGAAUGAUCUUCUUAAAUGGAGGA